Molecule: messenger RNA, 1144 nt
Organism: Chara braunii
Lineage: Eukaryota; Viridiplantae; Streptophyta; Charophyceae; Charales; Characeae
Source: the annotation of a GenBank genome assembly
CGGUGUCGCGGGGGAAAUGUUGGGACAGUACGGCUCCGAUGGCGAAGUCGGAGGCGUCAGUGGUGACAUAGAAAUGGCGAGUGGGGUCGACGAUCUUGAGGACAGGGGCCGUGGUCAUGGUUUGCUUGACGGAGACAAUAUGGCUGAGGUAUUCGACGCUCGAAGCGGCAAACGUACAUUUGUUGAGCUUGGCGUAGAAUUUUUGCUCGCGGAGGAUCGAGAGAACUUGGCGGAGGUGCUGAAGGUGGGACUCGAAGGUGGGGCUGAAGACAAGGAUGUCAUCAAGGUAGACGACGACAAAGACUUCGAGGAGGUUGUGGAAGAUGUGGUUCAUGGUAGAUUGGAAGGUAGCGGGGGCAUUGAUGAGUCCGAAGGGCAUCACGAGAAACUCGUAGUGCCCGAACCGAGAGCGGAAGGCGGUCUUGUGGGUGUCCUCCUCGCGGAUAUGGAUCUGGUGGAAGCCACUGCGAAGGUCGAUCUUGGUAAAGUACUUAGCUCCACGGAGACGAUCAAGGAGGUCGGAAAUGAAGUGAUGGAGGUGGUCUUCGGGGGUGAUGUGGUGGAAAAAGCGGGUGCGGGAGGUGCCGGGGGGGGCCUGGUGGUGGGGGUGGAGGAGUCGAUCGUGGUGGAGCAUGCGAGAGAGGAGGUCAGCAAGGGGCAUGUCGGGUUCGUGGGCGAGGGCGGUUSCAAGGUCUUUGUGGCAUACUCGUUUGAUGCGGGAGAUGAACGCACAGUCGGGAAUGACGGUGUGGGGGAGGUGGUGUCGGAGGGAGCGGACGUAUUGGACGAAGCGGUCCGUGGGACCGGUCUGGCRGAGGUGGCAGAAUUGUUCAAGGUAGUCGUCAAUGGUUUUCUGGGGGCGGAAGGUGGCAGCGAGGAGGGUGGCCCAUUGGAGGAAGUUGUGGCGUGGUCCUCCAGAGGCUCGACGGUUGUUAACUUCAGCCAUCCAGCAUUUGGCUGCAUUAUCGAGGAGGCGGGAGGUGGCAAUGGGGAGCCAGUGGGUGAAGGGGCAUGUGGUGGAGUUGAAAAGAGUUCUGAAGCUGGGUUAGGAAGAGGAAAACGUCCUCGUGGGGGAGGCUGGAGAAGGACAUGAUUUCGCCAGAUCGGAAGGAAAGGGGAAUUUCCCCGUCGCGGUGAACGAUCU